Molecule: messenger RNA, 1587 nt
Organism: Blastomyces gilchristii SLH14081
Lineage: Eukaryota; Fungi; Ascomycota; Eurotiomycetes; Onygenales; Ajellomycetaceae
Product: murein transglycosylase
Exons: 2
Coding region: 483-1568 (361 amino acids)
Biological process (GO): fungal-type cell wall organization; carbohydrate metabolic process
Cellular component (GO): fungal-type cell wall
Molecular function (GO): glycosyltransferase activity; hydrolase activity, hydrolyzing O-glycosyl compounds
Source: RefSeq, a predicted model, not a curated record
UGGCGGUUGACCUGCGCAGCCAAUCAGGCGCCGUCUCCGUCCGUUUUGAGACGGGUUUGGCCCAGUUGGCUUUUCUUCAGCGCGCUAAGAGAACUAAAAGAGGACUCGGUUGUAUCUCCCCUUUCUCCUCUUUCUGCUCCUCCUCACAACAACCACUCACCAACCCACACAUACACGCAACGCAACCGCACACACGCUCUCUCCCUGCGUUGCUCCUCGCAUCGCGCCUUUGCCUCAAUUCCACCCUCUCCCCGGUGGUGGUGGGGUCUGUCGUUCAUUUUAGUCGCAUUCUCUCUGGCUGUGUGGUUGUUCACUUCACUCUUUCAUGGACGAGAUACCAGGCAACUUGUUGAAAUAAAAUCGCUCAUCAAUUCAUUCAUUCAUUCAUUCAUUCAUUCAUUGAUCCAUUCACUCAUUAGGACUUGAUUUUGCUACAGACGAUCACUUACUUACUGUUUCAUGCCACUUUUGCUCCACUGACAAUGCCCUCCCUCCUGCUUAUAGCGACUUUGUUCGCUUCUCUGCUCUUCUCCUCCGUCACAGCCCAAACAUGGACAGCCUGCAAUCCCCUCGAGAGGGACGACUGUCCCCGGAACCCAGCCCUGGGAACCACCUAUCAAGCCAACUUUACAAACACCCUUAAUGAAGUCAUUUGGAACAUCACUAACGGUAAACUCGACUACAUCGAGGACCUCGGCACCAGCUUCGCAAUCAAAGAAAGACUCCAAUCCCCAACCAUCCAAUCCCACUUCUACAUCUUCUUUGGCCGGCUAGAGGUCAUCAUGAAAGCCGCCUAUGGCACCGGCGUGGUCAGCAGCAUCGUGCUCCAGUCAGAGGACCUCGAUGAAAUCGACUGGGAGUGGUUGGGCGGCGAUACUACGCAUGUCCAAACAAACUACUUCGGAAAGGGAAAUAGGACUCUAGGUGGUCGUGGUGGUAUUCAUGAGAUGGAUGCGCCUAUGGAGAAGUUUCAUAAUUAUACGAUCGACUGGACUGUGGAGCGACUGCAAUGGUGGAUCGACGGUGAAUUGCUCCGUACCGUUACCUACGACGAGGCGCUGGGUGGGAAGAAUUACCCGCAAACACCCAUGACUGUGCGACUGGGUAUCUGGCCCGCUGGCGACAAGCAGAACGAAAAGGGAACCAUCGAAUGGGCUGGUGGGGAGGUCGAUUACAGCAAAGUUCCAUUUUUCAUGACCGUGAAAAAACUCAGGGUCGAUGACUACUCAACCGGCAAGGAGUAUGAAUACACUGAUAGAUCGGGCUCCUGGGAAAGUAUCAAAAUUCACAAUGGCACUUCCUACCUCGCCGAAGAAGCCCACAAGCCUCCCCCAAAAUCCCUCGGGCAGAAAUGGCGUGAGCUCCCCAGCGGUGCAAAGAUAGCCGUUUACGCCUCCGCCGGCGGAGUUGCCCUCGUCGCUUUUCUCGUCCUCAUAUUUUGCUGCGUCAAGCAACGGAGAGCAGGCCGCAGGGAAAAUGCUCUCCAGGAAAGCAGAUUCACCUCGGAACAAAAUGAUAUGAUCACGAUGCAGACGCGGUGGAAGAAGGGGCACUAUCAACAAAUUUAAUGAUAGUGUAUUUUUUUAU